This is a messenger RNA of Botrytis sinoallii, 1038 nucleotides long. RefSeq lists its product as uncharacterized. Gene Ontology annotation, molecular function: transmembrane transporter activity. Bases 1 to 1038 code for a protein of 345 amino acids. NCBI's taxonomy places the organism in Eukaryota, Fungi, Ascomycota, Leotiomycetes, Helotiales, Sclerotiniaceae. Gene Ontology annotation, cellular component: fungal-type vacuole membrane. The record is from RefSeq and is a predicted model, not a curated record. The transcript is spliced from 5 exons. Gene Ontology annotation, biological process: transmembrane transport.
AUGCUAGUUGAACCGAGAUCAGCCACUGAAGCGCCGGCACCAGAUGGAGGAUUUGUUGCCUGGGUGCAAUGCGCAAGCUCAUUUUCUCUAUUCUUCCUGUCUUGGGGUCUCCUGAGCCCAUUUGGUUUUUUUCAAGCAUACUACGAGACUGACUAUCCUUCAUGGACUCCGUCUCAGAUCUCUUGGAUUGGGUCUAUUCAAGCAUUUUUUCUCUUCGGAUUCUCCAUAGUUGCUGGUCCAGUCUUCGACCAUGGAUAUUUGAGGUCUCUUGUUUCGAUAGGAUGCUUUUUGUGCGUGCUAGCAAUGAUGUUGAGCAGUAUAAGCUCUGAAUAUUGGCAUUUCAUACUGGCUCAAGGAGUCAUGUUCGGCAUAGGCAGUGGUUGUUUAUUUAUCCCCAGCAUUGCUGUGCUUCCAGCUUAUUUUGACAAGAAACAAGCAUUGGCGUUGGGAGUUGCAGCUUCUGGUAGUGCUAUAGGAGGUGUUGUUUUUCCGAUAAUGCUCAACCAGUUGCAACCAAAAAUUGGUUUUGGGUGGUCGAUCCGCGUCAUUGGUUUUAUCAUUCUUUUGGCCGCUACAAUUCCUGUACUCGGAAUGCGUGUGCGGACUCCUCCGUCUGCAAUCAGAAAGAUAUUCGAUACGAAAGCCUGGAAAGAACCGCCGUUCUUGGUUACUAUGGGAAGUGACCUUGUUCCUUAUCUUCUCCCUUUACUCAACGUCGGAUCUUUCUUUGGACGCAUCAUCCCAACCCACUUCGCCGACAUCUAUGGUCCAUUUAAUAUCGACAUAAUCUGUGUUCUCCUAAGUGGAAUCUUAGCUUUCACCUGGAUAAAUAUUCAUACCACUGCUAGCAUAAUUUUAUUCACUGUAUCGCAUGGCUUCUUUUCCGGCGGUUUGACAUCGAUAUCUCCAAAUCUCGGUGUUGCACUAUCUCCAGAUACGGGCGUUUUGGGUGUCCGCUUAGGGAUUCUCUUAAUGCCGAUAUCUGUAGGCAUAUUGGUCGGAAAUCCAAUUGCAGGCGCUCUGAAAUCUUAUGGGUGA